Sphaeramia orbicularis (orbiculate cardinalfish) is the source of this 1543-nucleotide messenger RNA. RefSeq names its product SOSS complex subunit B2-like. The record is from RefSeq and is a predicted model, not a curated record. The transcript is spliced from 5 exons. Gene Ontology annotation, cellular component: SOSS complex. Gene Ontology annotation, biological process: mitotic G2/M transition checkpoint; double-strand break repair via homologous recombination; response to ionizing radiation. Gene Ontology annotation, molecular function: DNA binding. Lineage: Eukaryota; Metazoa; Chordata; Actinopteri; Kurtiformes; Apogonidae. Bases 1019 to 1516 code for a protein of 165 amino acids.
UGGGGCUGUAGUCAAAGUAGACUUUAUAGCUACUGGGUCAUGGUGUAAAGCGGGUGCAGUUUUUUACAGAGGCGUUUUGGCAUUGUUAGUCUUUCGCUAUAAAUAACAAGCUCAAUUAUAUUUAGGUGUCUCGAACAACUGAACCGCUGUAAAGGGCCACAGUCAGAUGUGUAGACACUAUAGUGUAACAAAAACAGCCUUUUCCCAGGCGGCGCGUUAGCAAAGCUAACAGUUCCUUCUACUCAGAGCCACACAAAGGGACUGCGGUGGAUGGAUGUGAUAAUACUGACGUUGAGGUUAACGAUGGAAUUUUUUUGAAUAGUGGAGGGAGUAGUUGAAAAACAGUUAGAACACAGACAAUACCGUAAGUUCUGGACUAACUCUACGUGACUGUCAGUAGAGCCGUCUUUGUUAGGGAACAUCCCAGACUUGACUUAGGAUUCUGGACUUGUCACUGACUAAACUACACAUUGUGGCAAACUGCGUUGCUAAACGUUUGGGUGAUUUAAAAUCAAUGCGUUUUUCAUGUUAACGCCGUGUAAAUAAUGAAUCUUUAGUUAUGGCUAUAAUUGUAGAAAUAAAGAUGCUAAUAGACGUAUGGUCUGAAUUUAAAACCAGGUAGCUCACUAGCCCGCUCAUAUUUUAGUAAAGUAUUUCUUAGCAAAGCUAAUUACGGUAGCUAACGAACCCAGUUACUGUAAAUUGGAGUUGGGAGUUUUUCAGAAGAGAGAAGUAUCUUAUAUGUCGUUUCCGACGACAGAAAUACUUAUGGUAUUCCCCUUGGUGUUGUCAAGUUUGUCUUUGUGUCUGUAAACCAUUACGAGCGAUUUAACGUCACAGAUAUUUGGCUAGCAGGCUAAUUAGUUUGCUGAGCUAAUGCUAACGUUAUAGCUACACAUUACAGGGUAACUACAGAGGGCAAGUUACUGUUAGCCUGUAGUCUUAGCAGUUAGCGGUAGUUGGUAUAAGUGCCAGAAAAGAAAAGAACACAGGCCAUUAUUCUUCUUCGACAGAAACAAUGGCAACUCCGACAAACGAGGCCUUGUUUUUGAUAAAGGAUGUGAAGCCUGGGUCGAAAAAUUUGAAUAUCGUAUUCAUUGUUUUGGAAAUAGGACGGGUAACCAAAACGAAGGAUGGACAUGAGGUUCGCUCCUGCAAGGUGGCAGACAAGAGUGGAAGCAUUGCCAUUUCAGUUUGGGAUGAACUGGGCAGCCUUAUUCAACCAGGAGAUAUUAUCAAGCUAACCAGAGGCUAUGCAUCUAUAUGGAAAGGCUGCCUAACCCUAUACACUGGAAGAGGAGGGGAUCUACAGAAGAUUGGAGAGUUCUGCAUGGUGUAUUCAGAAGUGCCCAACUUCAGUGAACCAAACCCAGAGCUGCUAGCCCAGGCCAACCAGCAAAACAAGUCUGGGAAACCAGACCAGAAUCAAAGAGGAAACUCCCCACCCAAUCAGAAUUCAGGUACACCUGCACCACCAGGUCAGUUGAAGUGUAUUCUACUGUAUGCAGUUAAAUAGUGCAAUAUCUGCACUAAAUUUAUACUG